AUGAAACAUACAAGUACACAUUUCUUUUCGAAUGAGCCUACUGGUAGAAAUGAUGCUAUAAAUCUAAAAAAAUGGUUAUAAAAUCAAAUAGAAAAUAUAUCUUAAAAUACAAGUAUUGAUCAUAAAUCUAAAUUAUAAUAAGCUAGUGAUAUUUUAUUUAUUUGUUUAAAUGAAUUAAUUAGAUAGGUUUCAUUUUAAUGUACAGAAAGAGGAUAAUUAAUGUUAGCUAUUUUUAAAUGUUAUAUAACAGUAUUUAGAAAAACAAUUAAUAUGUUAGAGUCUGAUAAGUAAUAAAUAUAAAUAAUGGGUUAUAAAAAUUAAUUGGAAUUAUAAGUAGAAUUUGAAUAAUAAUAAGAUCAAUUAAAUGAAAAGAUAUUAGAUUACAAGAAAGUCAUAUAGAAUUUAGAAAAUUAAUUGAAAACUUAAAAAGAUGAUGAAUAAAGUUUAAUUAUUAUAGUUUAAAAAUUGACUAAAUAGAAUGAACUUGAUAAAACUAUGAAGAAAAGUGCUGCUACUUUAAUAUCAAAUUUAAAUAGAGAAAUUAAAGAAUUAAGAAAUAAAAUAUCAAAAAUUUAAGAUAUAAAAUAAUCUGGAAAUUAAGUUUUUAAAGUAGAAGAAGAUGAAGAUGAAUAAGAUUUGUCAUUAUCUUAAGUAUUAAAAGAAGUUGAAUAAAAAACAUCUGUUGAAUAAAAUCCUGAUAUUGUUGUUAAAGAUAUUGUUGAUGAACCACCAAAGAUAACUUACUCUGUUUAUUGUUAAACUGAAAUACAAUUAAGUACUUUUGAAAUUUAAACUGAUUUAAAUUUAAUUGGUUCAUAAUAUGAUAGAAUAAUAAAUCAAUAAGAAUUAGAUUAAUAUUUAAAAGAAUUCUAACUUAAAGAAUAAAUGGGUUUCUUUCUUUCAGAUGAUCAAUAAUAAAUAAACAAUAAUAAAAAUUGUUAAUGUUAUCCAUAAAUGUAUUAAGCAAAAGAAUAGAGAGCAAGUUUAAUUAGAAUAUUAGAUGGAUUACCAGGUAAUAUGGAUCAUAUAAAAAAUAUGAAAAAGGAAGAUAUGUUUGAUUUAUUUGUCAAUAAUAUGAAAACAUUGAGAGAAUUAUUUGAUAAAGAAGAACCAAUAGAAAAAUAGGUUUAGAGUGAUUCUGGAUAAUCAAUGUAUAUAGAGCCUCCAGAAAUAAAUAGUGUUGAGAAAAGAUCUAUUAAUAAUAAGGAUUCUAAAAAUAAUACUAGAUUGAUUGCAGAAGUUGCAGAAAUGGAUGAAGCUUCUCCAAUGCCAAAUGGUUAAUAAAGAAUUAAUUUUAGUUUAAAAAAAUUAUCAUUUGAGAAAAUAGAAGUUUAAACAAUUAAAAAUAAUACAAAUUCUUAAAAACAAAAUCAAAAAUCUAAUAAAAAAUAACUUGAAAAAAUGUUUAGUUCAGAUAAGUUGGCAUUACCUAUUGUAAAAGAAUUUUAAACAAAUGAACUUACUUAGACAUAAAUUCUUACUAAUUCAAAUACACAUAUUAAUACUAUAAAUACGAAUUCUUCUAACAUUUAAAGUAGUCAAAAUUUAUAAAAUAAUACUAUAAGUAAUAAAUUUGGAUUAAGUAGACAAGAAUAAAUUUAAUUAAAAACUUAAGUUGCUAUGUUAAUUAUGUUGUAUAACUUAUAAAUUUAAAAAUAAUAAAAUUUAACUAAAUCUAUGAAUGAUUUUGCAGGAUUAUUAAAUUAAUUAUUUUCAUUUACUAGAAAAUUGAUGAUUCAUAAAUUAAGAACAUAAUAAUAAUCUCAUAAAUAAAUAGCUGAAUAAUUUUUAGUAGAAUAUGAUUCUUUACGUAAAAGAAUGCCUGUAGAAUUAGAUAUAGAGAUUUAAGAAGAAGAAUAUCUAAUAACUGAAUUUGAUGAAGAAGAAGAGAAAGAGAAGAAAAAAUAAAUACUUUUUAAGAAAAAGAAAAAUAGAAUUACUAAAGCUUUGCAAUUUAAUUUUUAAUAAAAAUAAAAUAAAGUAAAUGUAAUUGAUAGAUUGAUGCAUCCAGGAGUAAUAUUAGCAAUUAAAGCUAAAGAAUAAUCAUAUUUAUUUUAAAAAGUUGUAAAUUAUUGGCCUUUUAAAAAUGUAUUAAGAACAAUUACAUAAUUAUAUGAUGAAAAGAUUAGAAGUAGUAAAGACAAUGAGUCACAAAAGGAUCUUGAAAUGUAAAUCUUUGUUUUUAAUAAUUUUUUAAAUAGAUAUGGAUUUAAAAAUGUUGCUGAAAAGAAAUAUUUAUAAUUUCUACUUUCUGUUAUUCAUUUCUCAUCUAUUUUUAGAGUAAAUGUAUUUGCAAGAAUGAUUGCUAUACUUUAAGAUGAACAUUUGAAUUUUUCAAUAGAAGAAUCAUCUUUCUUUUUAUAAGGGUAUGAUUUCAUGUGUUCUGAAUCAUCUUUAGGAGUUAAUGUUGUUCAAAGUGAAAGUGAAUAAAAAUUUCAUGUUCCUUACUUAAGAGCUUUGGAUUAUAUGAAAGUAUAUUUAGAAAAUAAAAUGAUGGAAGAUGAACUUUGA
Molecule: messenger RNA, 2511 nt
Organism: Paramecium primaurelia
Lineage: Eukaryota; Ciliophora; Oligohymenophorea; Peniculida; Parameciidae
Source: the annotation of a GenBank genome assembly